CUCGGAGCUCGGAACCUCGGCGCAGUUCCACCUUUGACCUACAUACAUACUGACCCAAUAAAGCGUUUGACGGCGUUUCAACACAAACGUCCUGAGCACUGGUACUCUAGACGCUUGAUUCAAGAAUUAAAGGAAAUUCAUUAGAGCAAUAUGUCCACAACCCAAAAGAAAUGGCCAGCCGAGACGGACGAGGCCCACCCGGAGAUUUUCACCGUGAUGCCUCCACAACCCAAGGAGAAAAAACCCGGACAACUGCCGGAAAAGGACAUCCGACAGUUCUUUGAACUGGGUUAUGUCGUGGUGGAAGAUUUCUUCGAUAAGAAAGACUUGGAAGCUUGUCGGAAGGCGAUCGAGGAGAAAGUUGAACAGCUGGCUCAGAAACUUCUUAAGGGCGGCAAAAUUACAGACACUUACAGUGAAUAUGGAUUCUUUGAAAGACUGAGUAAGCUGGAAAAUGAUUUUCCUGGGGCAACUAUUCUGUUGCACAAAAUGGGCACUUUGCCAAAGGCUUUUAGCGAUCUGUGGUCCAAUGAACGGUUGCUAAAUGUUGUCGAGCAGCUGAUUGGUCCCGACAUUAUGGGACAUCCGGUUUGGAACCUUAGAACCAAGACCCCACAGAAUGAAUCAGCCACAGUACCAUGGCAUCAAGAUGUUUCCUAUCUUGAUGAAACGUCCUACAGAGUACUUCAACCCACAGCCUGGAUCCCAUUACUGGACGCAGACAAAAAAAAUGGAUGCCUACAGAUUGCCGAAAGAGGCCACAGGACGGGGAAAAUCGCCAGACACACAUGCUGUGCAGGGAAUACCUGGUAUACUAACUUGGCAGAAGAGGAAAUGGUCAAAACCUUAGGCGUUGACUUGGAGAAAGACCUGAAGAUACUUCCGGUCAGAUAUGGCGGAAUGGUCCUCUUUAACAAUAUUAUCCCCCAUAGGAGCUUGCAGAACUUCUCAGAUAAGAUCCGUUGGAGUCUAGACCUGCGCUGGCAAACUCCGUUCCAACCGGCAGGGUUCCAUGGUAUCAAGGAUGGAAUCGUGUUCAGGUCAACGCAAAACCCCAACCUGAAAAUAGACUGGGACACUUUUAAUGAGACCCAGAGACACACGGGUGACCAGAUAAAGGAAGAGAAGGAUGAAUUCGAUACGAUCAUGACGGGUCCGUGGAUGUUGAGAUGGGAGAUAACUCAUCAUAACCGUCAUACUGACGCUUUGAAUAAAGAGAAUCCGGUGUGGACCAAGGCUUAGCAGAGCAAAUUGGUCCCUGAAGACUGAAAGACUGA
Molecule: messenger RNA, 1277 nt
Organism: Liolophura sinensis
Lineage: Eukaryota; Metazoa; Mollusca; Polyplacophora; Chitonida; Chitonidae
Exons: 11
Coding region: 151-1242 (363 amino acids)
Source: RefSeq, a predicted model, not a curated record